Molecule: messenger RNA, 1494 nt
Organism: Fonsecaea erecta
Lineage: Eukaryota; Fungi; Ascomycota; Eurotiomycetes; Chaetothyriales; Herpotrichiellaceae
Product: 2-methylcitrate dehydratase
Exons: 1
Coding region: 1-1494 (497 amino acids)
Cellular component (GO): mitochondrion
Molecular function (GO): 2 iron, 2 sulfur cluster binding; 2-methylcitrate dehydratase activity
Source: RefSeq, a predicted model, not a curated record
AUGGCCUCCUCGCAGCCCUCCAAAGCCUCUCCUCAGGCCUACGAUCCUGAAAUCACCGAUAUCGCCUCCUACGUCCACAACUACAAGAUUGACUCGGAACUUGCCCUCGAUACUUCUCGUUAUAUCCUCCUCGAUACGAUCGGAUGUGGUCUGGAGGCCCUGCGCUUUCCUCAGUGCACCGCUAUCCUAGGCCCUGUUGUCCCGGGAUCCAGCAUUCCUCAUGGAACUCGGGUUCCGGGAACACCUUAUGAGUUGGACCCAGUGAACGGUGCUUUCAACAUCGGUGCUAUGAUCAGGUGGCUGGAUUAUAAUGACUGCUGGCUGGCUGCCGAAUGGGGUCAUCCUUCGGACAAUCUUGGUGCUAUUCUUGCGGUCGCUGACUGGAUGGCCCGCACAAACAGAGCUGGUGGUAAGGUUGGCAAUGGCAAGAUUCCCACCGUCAAAGAUGUUUUGGAAGGCAUGAUCAAAGCCCAUGAGAUCCAAGGUUGUCUGGCUCUGGAGAACUCCUUCAACCGAGUCGGCUUGGACCAUGUCGUUCUCGUGAAGGUGGCGUCGGCUGCUGUGGUGAGCAAAAUGCUGGGUCUCGACGAGGCUCAGACUGCUGCUGUCGUCUCUCAGGCAUUUGUCGAUGGGCAGAGUUUACGAACCUACCGACACUCACCCAACACCAUGUCCCGCAAGUCGUGGGCUGCUGGAGAUGCCUGCCAGAGAGCUGUGAACCUCGCAUUCAAGGUCCUGCAGGGCCAAGCCGGUGUCCCUACGGUGCUGUCAGCUCCAGUCUGGGGUUUCUAUGAUGUUCUCUUCAAGGGCAAGAAAUUUGAGUUCCAGCGUCCCUAUGGCUCCUAUGUCAUGGAGAACGUUUUGUUCAAGGUGUCGUACCCGGCCGAGUUCCACUCGCAGACUGCUGUUGAAGCUGCACAAAAGAUCUACAAGAUCCUUGCCGAUAUGGGCAAGUCGGCGAAGGAUAUCAAAGAAAUCACCAACCGAACCCACGAAGCUUGCAUCCGUAUCAUCGACAAGCAAUUCAAGCCUAUGGACAACUUUGCCGAUCGAGACCAUUGCGUUCAAUAUAUGGUUGCCACUAUGCUGUGCUUCAACCGCUUGGAAGCUACCGACUACGUCGAUGGCAGCGAGGCCGCCACUUCUCCUCUCGUGGAGGACCUUCGGAAGAGGAUCAAGUGUGUUGAGGAUCCUCAGUUUACCAAGGAUUACCACGACCCUGCAUUGAGAACGAUUUCCAAUGCUCUGACCGUCACGUUGAAUGACGGCACUGUGCUUGAUGAAGUUGUGGUGGAGGCUCCACUUGGUCACCGUUUGCGAAGAGAUGAGGCCAAACCCGAGAUUUUGGCCAAGUACAAGAGACAUUUGAGCCACCACUUCCCAGAGGCCAAGAUCAAGGAGCUCAUGGAGCUGGGCACUGAUGCCUCGAAGCUGGAUUCGAUGGAGGUUGACAAAUAUGUGGAUCUAUAUGUCAAGGAGAAGAUGGAGUGGUAG